CCAUCUUUGGCAAUCACCCACUAAACUAAACCCGCCUUGGUUUCUCUCACUUUCCUCUUUAAUUUUUCUCGGCAAAAACAAGCAUGGUGAAAGGGCCUGGUCUCUACUCCGAUAUCGGCAAAAAGGCUAGGGAUCUUCUUUACAAGGAUUACCAGUCGGACCACAAAUUCACUGUCACUACUUACACCUCCAAUGGAGUCGCAAUCACAUCAACUGGGAUUAAGAAAGGUGAAUUGCUUUUGGCUGAUGUAACCACUGAGCUGAAGAACAAGAACAUCACAACCAAAGUGAAAGUUGACACUAAUUCUAAUCUAUUUACCACUUUUACUGUCGAUGAACCUGCACCCGGAUUGAAGACAAUCUUCAGUUUUAUUGAACCUGAUCAAAGGUCUGGCAAGGUGGAACUGCAAUACCAACAUGAGUAUGCUGGCAUAAGCACUAGCAUCGGUUUGACUGCUAAACCCAUUGUUAACUUUUCCGGGGUGGUUGGAAAUAAUUGUGUCUCUGUUGGGACUGAUCUUUCAUUUGACACUGCCAACGGAAACUUUACCAAAUUGAAUGCUGGGCUGAAUUUCAGCCAUUCUGACCUUGUAGCUUCCCUUACAUUAAAUGAUAAAGGCGACACUCUUAAUGCUUCCUACUACCACAUUGUUAGCCCAUUGACUAACACAGCUGUUGGUGCGGAGCUGACCCGUAGUUUUUCAAUUAAUGAGAACUCUCUCACAAUCGGUACACAGCAUGCUCUUGACCCGUUGACAACAGUGAAGGCUAGACUGAACAACUAUGGCAGAGCAAGUGCUCUGAUCCAGCAUGAGUGGCGCCCGAAAUCUCUCUUCACAAUCUCUGGAGAGGUGGACACCAGAGCAAUUGAAAAGAGCGCUAAAGUUGGGCUGGCAUUGGCACUCAAGCCUUAGGGAAAGGCGAUAUUUCUGCGCAAAAGAAGGCGGGACUUUACCUUUUGAAUGAUGAAACUGGAUGUCUGGAAGACUUAGGAGAGUAAUAAUGUGAAGGAUUUUUAAUGAUCUUGGAUUGGAGAAAUAAUUGUGAUUGAUGAACUGAAAAUUGGCAAUUUGUUUUGUUGAAUUUCCAAGGGCGUAUAGAUUUUAAAGAUCAAAGUUUCGUGUAGUCUAUUCAUUUGUGAAAUCAAUUGUUGCAUACAUGCUAUUACUCUCGCUU
This is a messenger RNA of Hibiscus syriacus, 1176 nucleotides long. Its product is annotated as mitochondrial outer membrane protein porin of 36 kDa. Gene Ontology annotation, molecular function: voltage-gated monoatomic anion channel activity. Lineage: Eukaryota; Viridiplantae; Streptophyta; Magnoliopsida; Malvales; Malvaceae. The transcript is spliced from 6 exons. The record is from RefSeq and is a predicted model, not a curated record. The coding region runs from base 84 to 914 and encodes 276 amino acids. Gene Ontology annotation, biological process: monoatomic anion transmembrane transport. Gene Ontology annotation, cellular component: mitochondrial outer membrane.